Molecule: messenger RNA, 697 nt
Organism: Sycon ciliatum
Lineage: Eukaryota; Metazoa; Porifera; Calcarea; Leucosolenida; Sycettidae
Exons: 4
Coding region: 95-466 (123 amino acids)
Biological process (GO): protein import into nucleus
Cellular component (GO): nuclear pore central transport channel
Molecular function (GO): nuclear import signal receptor activity
Source: RefSeq, a predicted model, not a curated record
GAUCCCGCUGUUUUUUUUUCUCUCUUUUUUUGAGCACUCUCACAGUAUUUGUGUCAAUCUUGUUGCGUGGGGUUCCACAUCCAUCGAAGGAAUCAUGGCCACAACUCCCGAACAGCUGGCUACGGCCUUUUGUACUACCUACUUCGGAACGUUUGACCAAAACCGUGCCAACCUUGGGCCUCUCUACGCGCCGGAGGCAACAAUGACGUUUGAAGGUGCCCCAAUCAACGGUCGUGAUGCAAUUGUACAGAAGCUGACCUCAUUGUCUUUCCAACAAGUUGUGCAUGACGUCACGACACUCGACUGCCAGAUGACACAGACUGGGCUGCUCAUUUUCGUCGUCGGCCAACUGAAGACGGACAAUGACCAGGUGCUCGGCUUCAGUCAGUGCUUCCAUAUCGUUCAGGCUGGGGAGAGCUACUUCAUCUCAAAUGACAUCUUCCGGCUGGCGCUCCACCACCAGUGAUCAUUAAUUUUUAUUUCCGCACUUUUGCAUAAAAUUUUAGAGCUCUUUUUUAAAUAAAAUACUCGUUGGUUGAUGAGGCUAAUAAUUUAUCACCGCUGCUUGAUGAGAUCUUGAUACCGUCGCUGACUUGAAUCUGUUAUGUUUGUGCGCACUCUACUGGCUUUCACUGUGCAUGCGCUUAUUGUCCAGCUGGUAUAACGUGAUGCAAAUCUGAGAAAUUUUAAAAGACUC